UACUCAUCAAAUUUAUUAAGCAAAUAAAUUUAAGGCAUAAAUUAAUGAAAUAGUAAGCCUUCAUUAUUUUGGAAUCCUAGUUAAAAUCUCUCUCAUCAAAAAUGUGUUUUCCUUGAAUAUUGUAUGUAUAUUUGGCACUUUGUUUGUGUCCCUGAAAUCAAUUUCCACCCUGUAUAGUAGUUCACCUUUAAAAGGGUUAUUUGUACAAUAUGACCAGAAGCCCUCUGAAAUUAAUGUCUUAAAUUGAUGCUGAAAUAUUUUAUUCAACAAAAUUGUUCCAUGUGCCAUUGACAUUUUCAAUUGAAUGUUUUCUGAUUUUAAGUAUGAUUCAGGAGUUUGACCAUUACGUCUUUCUUACAGUCAAACAUGAAAUUCUUACAUUGUAAGAAUGUAAGAAAAAAUUACACUAUUUAAAAAGAAUUGCAAGAAUUCUCAGGUCCAAAUGGCACCAAAUGGUAGGAAUGACCCAUCUGGGCGAAAUAAGGGUUAACUGCUUUGCUCAGGGCAGUUUUUUCAGGUGAGGUUUUUCACUAUGGGAUUCAACUCAGUAGCUCUGGGGUUUAACCUAGCAACCUUCCAGUUAAUGGUCAGAUGUCGAAUCGCUUGGCCACCUGCUACCCAUGCAUGACUGAAGUGAAUUUGCAUAAUCCUCUAUCCAUAACAUGAGCUCAUCAUGGACAACAAGGUGUGGUAGCUGCAAGCAAGGCUCCAAUGGGAGAUUAUUAGCAAUUUACCUGGCAGGGACUGUUUCUAUAGAAACACCUGUGGAGGAGGGGGCCUUCCAGCCUUGAGAAGUGGCAAACAGGAAAUUACCUCAAGGAUAUCCCUUCAGUACAUAGAGCCAUCAUAACACAGUCGUCACGCUGAGGAAGAGAUGAAUAACAUAUAGGAUCAUUGGAAACAAUACUACGGAAUUUUUCAAACUUAUUUGCUGAGGACCGAUCAGAUACUUUGGGGGAAUCUUGAAUUACAGGUAACAUUUAAGAACAGACAAAAUAAGACAGUUAACUAUCUCAGGGAACGCUAAGCAUCACCCAAGGGAUAAGAGCUGGUUGGGCAAUCGGAGGAUGACAAACACUGAGGUUACCAGGCUACAUGAAGUUGCUGGUGUGUUUGAGGAGCAGAGAUGCUCUUAAACACGGCGUCCCCUCGGAGGUCUUUUAGCGUCCCCAUUAAUAUGAACCUGCAGGGUGCUCGAAGGCGACCAACACGGGAGAUCUUCCACCCGGUAGCGGCGCACGAGCCAGUGUGGCGUAGGGGAGGGGGCGGGCGCGAAGGCGAGAGGGCCAAGGCCCAAGUGACCGUGUCUAGCGUGGGGGAGGACAGAGCUGUACUCCUUGGUUUUGCCAUGAUGUCCUUCUCCGUGCUCAUGUACUUCCUGGUGGGAAUCACUCUGGUCAAACCGCACCUGAGCAGUGACUGGAACCAGGAGGCCAGCUGCAUCCUGGUCCGGGUCUACGUUCUGGACGAGUGGGCAGACUGCCGCGGAGCGAGCACUGUCCCGUGCCUCAAGGUUUUGGUCAACUUCAGUACCUCCGAGCAGGUUCGUCUGCACUAUGACGAAGAGUCCGUGCUCCUCAACAACGAGUGUUUCUACAUACCGAAAUGUCAGCAAGACAGGAAGGCUCUGGUGGACGAAGUUCAGAAAAUCAAAGAUGUUCUGGCGGAAACACGAGGCAGUGCGUUGCGUUGUCUCUGGGAGCCCGCGAAGUACCCGGAUGAUGCCAUCUUGAAGAGGAAGUACACGCUGGGCCUGGCCCUGUGGUCUUUGCUAUGGCCCAGCCUGAUGCUGGCCGGUGGAGCUCUGCUGGUGGGCCUGGUGAAGCUGAACCAGGGACUGGCACACCUCUGCACGGAGCUGGGAAAGGAGGCCAGCGAUGGUGGGCCGACCGCAACCGCCAACACCCGGGGGAAACUCUACCAGCUCCUGGGGUGGUCCGGCGCCGGACCCACUCGAGGAGGACUUACUGAGUGAAGCGAUGUCGGACGGUGAUAAUUUCAGAGUUGGACAUCGAAACGUAGCUAGAGAGGUCAGGAACACGUGUGUUUUGAUUUCCGAUACUGUUUUUAUCAACGUAUGACACUGAGUAGGUGAUCCUUGGUGUGUGAAGGAAGUCAAUGGGACCGAUGCAGUGAGACAUGGAAGAAGAAAAAAUAUUAUACUGUCAUCUACUUUUUUUUUUACUCAUAGCUGGUACCCGAACACUUUGAAUGCUCUGUAGCCAUGUGCCUGGGAACAGGGUUACAGUAGAUCUUGUCACAAAGAAUGUGUCAGGUGCUGUAACCAUAUAGGAUUGUUUUGUAUUAUUUUGUAUUGUUAUGACAUGAUAAACAAAGAACGAAAUGAUUAGAAAUUACAUUUGUUAGUUCUCCAAAUUAUAAAAUGAAUUGGAAAGCCACUCACUUUUGGCUCUGACUUCCAGCACUGUCUAAAGUGCAGACUGUGAGGUUUGAGGGUAUUUUCACCCAUAUUAGAUGAACCACUAAGAAAUGAUUAAAUUUUUUUGUAUGUAAUAAAAGUAUAUUGAGAAGGCAAGCGCUUCAGAGCUCAGCUAUCACAAAUUGCCUGAUAGACAAAGGAGGACCUUUACAGUGGAAAGAAAAAAAAAAGACAGAUCAGAUUUCCGCUUGCAAUGCAGCUUUUGUUGCUCGGAACGCACAGUUUCAAUUCCUGAAUUUGGACAAUGCUAAUAAUGCUAAUUCCAGACUGGGACAGAGGUGAACAACAGCUUGUUUAGAAAAAUGACUCCAUGGGCCUUCAAGAACAACUCAAGGUGUGUUAUGCAACCCAAAUAUAAAUCUAGGACGAGCUAUCCCUUUGACUGUCCAAAUCAACCACCCUAUGUGCCUUUCACAAGCUGAAGACUGAAGGGGGAAAAAGGUCAAAAAACAAGCAGUAAUGGGAGACGGCUGCAGUGCAGGCCUGGCAGAGCAGAAAUAUUCAGCAUUCUGGUCUACAUCGUAGGCAGACUCCAGCCAUCGUUGCAUGCAAUGAAUAUGCAUGGAAAGUACUAGAUAUGACCACUUUAUUGCACGUUAAGGUGAUCUAUCUGGUUCCGGCACCCAAAAAUGGUGCUGUAUGCGAAACAUGCUGUAAUUGCAAAAAUGCUUUAUGCGGCACAUAUGACAGCCUUAAAGAUUACAUUCCGCAACUUAGUCCAAUUUGUGA
Molecule: messenger RNA, 3169 nt
Organism: Esox lucius (northern pike)
Lineage: Eukaryota; Metazoa; Chordata; Actinopteri; Esociformes; Esocidae
Product: calcium-activated potassium channel subunit beta-3
Exons: 4
Coding region: 1127-1975 (282 amino acids)
Biological process (GO): detection of calcium ion; potassium ion transport
Cellular component (GO): membrane; voltage-gated potassium channel complex
Molecular function (GO): calcium-activated potassium channel activity; potassium channel regulator activity
Source: RefSeq, a predicted model, not a curated record